AUGCCUGACUCCCCCGAGCCAGAUGUCUCCAAUCCAGUGCACCCACGGCCCGCCAGGUCGUUUCCAUUCUGCAAGACCGAAUGCAUCCCCGGUGACGGCCGUGCCGUACACGAAGACGACGUCGACGAUGCCCCUCUCGAUGCGUUGAGGCGCUGGAAUGAUGGUGCUCAGACCAUCGCCAUUGAGCAGCUGGUGGCGCUGAAACAGGGGCUGAGGACGUCGGACACGGAGCUGUUCUGGAAACGGCUCAUGGAGGACAUCACAUCGAUCAGCAAGGCCCAGUAUGGGUUUGUCGCGAGCCGAGUGCACGGUGGCGAGCCCAUGGCUGAAUUGCGGGGGCGGCGGCCCUCGUUGUUUGGUGCUGUGUUUUACUACAAUGACGGCUAUGACACUGUCGGGUUGCAGCGCAAUCGAUAUUUUGCGGGCGGGAACCCGUUGCUGCAUAUGGACCACGAGCGGCCCUGCUUGAUUCCGGAAAAUUUGAGCUCGCUGGUUUCCUUUGGAGAUGACCAAUUGCCCUUUGCUGCCGAAGCAUACUUGGCAAUUCCGCUCUUCUCGGCUGGCAAGUGCCUGGCGCACCUGGGUUUGAUGUGGACAAAGGACGGCCUUCGGAGCCGUAACCUGUCUUGGUCCUUUUUGCAGAUGAUCCUGCAUUCGCUCGAGGACCUGAUCGUCCAGCGACUUCUACCGGGAGAGGCUGUGUCGAAACAUGAGAACUCGGAGCCUUCAACCACAAUCCCAUCGACUGUUCAGGAUCCGCCAGGGGUUCCUCUACACGAGGCCUCCGAGUUCACUGCCCAGCCGCUGAAACCAUAUGCACGAAGCUUGUCUCAUGAACUCCGGACCCCGAUGCAGGGAGUAGUGGGCAUGCUCGAUGUGAUGCACGCUACCGUUAGAGAGGCAAUGGAGAGCCCGACCCCGGUGAAAUCGGGCGGGAUAUUUCAGACCCUGAAGGAGGGUAUUGAAAUGGUUCAAGACAGCGCACGCCGUGCAGUGGAAGCGGCUGAUAACGUCGUCCAUGCCUACGAUCUCAAUAUGCAAGUCCCCAAAACGCCUAUACGGGAGCACGAAAGCGGGUUUCUGGAAGAAUCUGCCAUGCCAGCAGAUAUUCCUGAGACUCGGCCAAGCGUCUUCAUCGCAGGCAACAAUAUUGCAGUGAAUCCAUACAAGCGACGCCGAAGUCAACCAUUGAAUGUCACUUCCGAACCACCACGCAAACAGAGGAUUCGCUCAUCUUCACGACCAGAGCUUUCACCGCGGAGUGAAGAGGUUAAAAAUGCCGUUCACGAAAGCGAUCAGAUCGUCCAUGCUACACCAGCCCGCGAGAUCGAAGCCGUCAUGGCCAACAUGGUGGAUCCUCGCCCGUCCCUCGCGGUUCGACGGUCCGCUCCUCAUCUCUUGUUGGAGGGAAUCAACGUAAAUAUGAGGGGCUCGGCUCUGCGCUUCACCAAACUCCGUGAUCUUCUCCGUUUGGUGAUCAACGAGUCCCUUCAUGUCGAUGGUCGACCUGACUCUACUGUGGGCAACGCCACUGAGUUCGGCGAGAGAAUCGAGAUCCGAUCACGAUCUUCAAAUGGGGAGGUUUUCACUAAAAUCGUGGAUUGGUCUGUUGAUCCGGCGCUGCCCGACACAUUGCUCGCCGAUGAUCGAGACCUGGCGAAGCUAAUCUCGUGUGUUUUCCUGAAUGCCAUCAAAUUCACGAACAAUGGCACCAUCACGGUUUACGCAACGAUCGACCGCCGAACAAACGAUGUCUUGAUUCUCGUCCGAGAUACCGGCCCCGGGAUUCCCGCAGCAUUCUUGCCUAGUCUUUUCAAGCCCUUUGCCCGUGAGGAUGCCUCGACUACACGAAGUAAGGACGGGCUGGGACUCGGCCUGCUUGUGGCCAAGGGUCUGUCGCGGAAGAUGGGAGGCGACCUGAUCUGCAUGCGCUCGUCAACCUCGGGUCCAGACCAUGGCUCGGACUUUCAGAUCCGCGUGCCCGUCAACCAGCGUGAGGCUAACAGUCAUCCCGACACUCCAGGUGAGAGGACGAGCAGUCCACCCAUUAUCAACGACUUCUCCCAGCAGGGCAGCGCAAGCAGCUGCAUUUUGGACCCUGCCUCCAUUUCUCCUUUCUUCCCUCAGUAUCAACAACUGCAACAACCAACCCCUAGCACCAGCGAGGACUCCACAUCUCAAGGCUCGACACCCCCACGACCGUCGUCACAUCCUCGAAGUGGAAGCGGUCGGUCCCCAAUCUCACGGGAUGCGUACGACAAGAAACUUGGAGAGAAAUAUCCUCUCCGUUUCCUCGUUGCUGAGGACAACAGAAUCAACCGGCGUGUGCUGGUCAGCAUGCUGCGGAAGCUCGGCUACCGUGACGUCUUAGAAGCGGCAGACGGCAAAGAAGCAGUUCAAAUCGUGCACGAUAUUUUCUCAGCGUCCGGCGCUGCUCCCCGCGAGUCAGAUGCUGUCCCUGCAGAUCAACAACAUGAUGCAUCCAGCACACCACCCUCCAUCACAGAAAUGAAGCCAGUCGACAUCGUCUUAAUGGAUCUUUGGAUGCCCGAAAUGGACGGGUAUGAAGCCACUGCUCGCAUCCUCCAGAUGGUCGACGAUCGCCGAGGCCUAUUGGACACCACCGCAGACACACUUCGAGCACCACCACCCCCUACCGUCCUUGCCGUCAGUGCAGAUGUCAGCGACGAGGCAUUGAACCGGGCCUCCAAAGUCGGGAUCAAAGGGUACAUGACGAAACCAUACAAACUCUCCGACCUAGAACGUCUGAUUAUCGAGUUCUGCGGCGUUCCUGCGGCAGCUAUGGCAUAG
This is a messenger RNA of Penicillium riverlandense, 2811 nucleotides long. RefSeq names its product response regulator. Lineage: Eukaryota; Fungi; Ascomycota; Eurotiomycetes; Eurotiales; Aspergillaceae. The transcript is spliced from 3 exons. Gene Ontology annotation, molecular function: phosphorelay sensor kinase activity; histidine phosphotransfer kinase activity. Gene Ontology annotation, biological process: phosphorelay signal transduction system; protein autophosphorylation. The record is from RefSeq and is a predicted model, not a curated record. The coding region runs from base 1 to 2811 and encodes 936 amino acids.